Messenger RNA from Glycine soja, 1558 nucleotides. RefSeq names its product calcium uniporter protein 6, mitochondrial-like. The transcript has 2 exons. Gene Ontology annotation, cellular component: uniplex complex; mitochondrial inner membrane. Lineage: Eukaryota; Viridiplantae; Streptophyta; Magnoliopsida; Fabales; Fabaceae. Gene Ontology annotation, molecular function: calcium channel activity; uniporter activity. Bases 356 to 1369 code for a protein of 337 amino acids. The record is from RefSeq and is a predicted model, not a curated record. Gene Ontology annotation, biological process: mitochondrial calcium ion homeostasis; calcium import into the mitochondrion.
CCGUUUAAAACCUUUACCUACCGUUGUUGGUAACAACGUGGAUUCACAUCAAAAGUAACGGAGUGCUUGCGGGGCAGUAACUCCGUUAGCCUCCACCUUCUCCUUCCUAUGCUCUUUCUCUAACCUUCUCGGCUUAUAGUUUCUCUCUCUUUCUCCUCAUUUUCUCUCUCUUCAUUUUAAGGUAAAUGUUUUUGUGACGAAACUAUUCCAAAGUGUUUCCCAUUCCUUUUGCGGAAGUUGCUACUUUUGAGCAUCAUUUUCAGUGACCAAUAUGUUUUGAAUGUUUCAGAUGAGAGGGAAGACGAUGGUGUUUAUCUCAUAAAAGUUUCAAUUUUUAUUUUCUGGGUUUUGGAAAAUGUGGGGUAGGUGGUGGUGGUGUGCUGGUGGCGGUUUUCUGAGGCAAAGGGUAUCUUCAAUUGGUAGUGUUACUUCAAUUGGUAGUUUUAGCCAUGGUUAUGGAGAAAAGCUUCACCCUUUGGACCCUCCUUUGUUGGGUUUGAGGGGUGUUGUUGAAGUGAUGUGUGGUGGAAGAAGAGGUGGUGGUGGAGGGGCACCUUUAUCUGUUGUGUUGAACCAAAUCAAGAGGGGUGUAUCAACUUCCACUGGGGAUGGUGAUGUCAGCAAUGGCAAUAAUGGAACAACAGAAGAUUCUAUAUCAUUCUCUGAAGCCAAGAAGCUUAUGAGAUUGGUGAAUGUGGAGUCACUCAAGAUGAAGCUUGGUAUGGAAGGGAAGGAAGUUAUUUGCUAUUCUGAGCUUCUUGAGGCCUGUGAAAGUAUGGGGAUUGCGAGGAGUCCUGAGGAGGCUGCAGCAUUUGCCAGGGUUCUUGAUGAGGCUGGGGUUGUUCUCCUCUUUCGGGACAAAGUUUAUUUGCAUCCUGAUAAGGUAGUGGAUCUGGUUCGAAGAGCCGUUCCACUGGCACUGACUGCUGAUAACGAUCCUAUGAGGGAGGAGUUGAAGAAACUGCAGGACAAGAAAGAGGAAAUUGAUGUGUUAGCACAUAAGCAGGUGCGGCGCAUCCUCUGGUCUGGACUGGGAUUUGGUGUAAUCACUGUUGGCUUCUUCUUCCGGCUAACAUUCUGGGAAUUUUCAUGGGAUGUAAUGGAACCUAUUGCAUUUUUUACCACAACCACUGGGUUGGUCAUAGGCUAUGCCUAUUUCUUAUUCACUUCAAGAGACCCUACUUACCAAGACUUCAUGAAGAGGCUCUUUCUUUCAAGGCAGAGGAAGCUUUUUAAGAGGCAAAAUUUUGACAUUGAGAGAUUCAAGGAGCUCCAGUGCAAGUGCAAGACACCUUUACAUGCUAGUACCGUUUUAAAAAAUCGCAUAGGGGUGGAACUGGAUCUUGAAGAUGCUUUACAUAGAGAUUAACAUUUUCAAGUGGAUUUACAAUUUUUUCUUUUAAAUAUGUUAAUAGUUAACCUUGUUCCCCUUGUUUUAGUGUUACUGGGGAGAAGAUUAAACUAACUAUAGUUUUGGCUUCUUGGAUACACAAGUUUGCUUCAUUUUCUUAACAAUGCAUGAAGAUUAUGUUCUAUUCCAUUUGUUGAUUGCACGUUA